Messenger RNA from Mugil cephalus (flathead mullet), 3590 nucleotides. RefSeq names its product chromobox homolog 2 (Drosophila Pc class) (gene cbx2). The record is from RefSeq and is a predicted model, not a curated record. Gene Ontology annotation, cellular component: PRC1 complex; heterochromatin. Lineage: Eukaryota; Metazoa; Chordata; Actinopteri; Mugiliformes; Mugilidae. The coding region runs from base 65 to 1660 and encodes 531 amino acids. Gene Ontology annotation, biological process: negative regulation of transcription by RNA polymerase II. The transcript is spliced from 5 exons.
UCUGAUUGGCUGGACGCAGCUCUUGUCUUUUGAUAAAGGAUCCUUAUUCGGGGCGAAGGCAGACAUGGAGGAGCUGAGCGCCGUGGGGGAGCAGGUUUUUGAUGCGGAAUGCAUUUUGAACAAACGCCUGAGAAAGGGAAAGUUGGAGUUUCUGGUGAAGUGGAGGGGAUGGUCAUCCAAACACAACAGUUGGGAGCCUCAGGAAAACAUCCUCGACCCAAGACUGUUGGCUGCAUUCAACAAGAAAGAGCAAGAAAAGGAGCUUCUGCUGCGUAAGAGAGGGAAAAGGCCUAGAGGACGACCACGGAAAAUCCUAGAAAAUGUGCCUGAAGCUCCAAAGUCAAGCAGCUCUUCAUCCGGCUCAUCGUCGUCGUCCUCCGAUUCCUCGUCCUCGUGCUCUUCCUCUUCGUCCUCGUCGGACGACGACGACGACCACGACGUCAAUCAGGCAAGCCCGAGCAUCAGGACCCGGGACCUGCACCCCGUCCCUCAGAAGAAGGCUCAGAUCGUCAUGGCCAAGCAGGAGCCCCCAAAGAAACGAAGCAGGAAAUCUCUGACGCCCGAAGUGAAGGAAUUUCAGCAGAACAAGGGCCCUCGCAAAAUCCUGAAGGCGACCAAAGAUGCGGAUCUUCCAGGAGCCAUUAAGAAACCCGUCCACCCAGCGAGCUUCACCUUCAUGGGUUUCCACCGGGGCUCGCCCAGGGAUGCGGCGGGCGGUCAGAACAGGAGCUCUCUGACUCAGAGCGGCGCCGUGAAAAACUCCGUGAGCUCCGUGGGAUCAGGCAGGUCAGUCCCACCUUCUUCCCCCUCCCUGAACAAAUCCAGCCAGAGCAGAAAUGUCAGCGAGGGUAAACUCUCCAUCUCCAGCAUGAGCAGUGGGACAAGUCUGGAUUUGAAAGCAGCUGCUAGUAAAUCAAAAGGGGUAGCGGCGCUGAAUUUGAAUACAUCCAAACACCCCAUUGAAGGAACCACUCAGCACACACUAAGCUCCCCCAACGGACAAAAGAAGCCCCAGGCCCCUGUGUCAACAGUGCAGCGGACAGCCAAUCCCAAAUCAGUGGCUUCCCUGCCAUCUAAGAACACCUCCUCCAAUCAAAGCCUUCAACCCUUAAACCUUCAGAACAAACUGCUGCAAAACAACGACGCUCCUGGAAAUGGCGCGUCGCCGGGAUCAGGCCAGAGAAACGCAACAAACCCACCAAGAAAAACCACCGUCACGCAAAAUCAGGAGUCUAAUCCUCCUAAGAGCCCGGCGACCCCCGGAAGACCACAGGCCAGAAAAAUCCAGCCUGGAGCUGACAAGGUCAGAGAGGUGAAUGAAAUCCAGGCCUCCAGAGUCCAGGGCAGGCUGGAGAAGAGCAGCGUUCAUAAAUCCUCCACAGAGGUCCAGAGCCAGCAGGAGAGAUCGGCCUCCAAAGACGGCAAGAAAGCCAAAAUGAACGACAUGAGCACGGGCGAAGACGAGAGCAGCUCAGACUCCGACCAGGAUUCCUCCUACGCCGCGCAGGGCCGCUCCAUAACGGUCCAGAACCAGGACUGGAAGCCCACGCGGAGCCUGAUCGAACACGUGUUUGUCACCGACGUCACCGCUAAUCUAGUGACGGUCACGGUCAAGGAGUCGCCCACCAGCGUGGGCUUCUUCAGCAUUCGCAACUACUGACGGGAUUCAACAACUCAACGAUGCAAGAAUCAUUUUUAGGUAUUAUAAAAAGAAAAAAAAAAAGAGAGAGUAUGGAAAGUCGGUUAAUGAUUGUAAUUAUUUAUUUGCGGCAUUUCGGUGUCGCCUGAUAGUCUCAAACAUACAAAUCUUUCAGCGAGUCCAAAACUGCAUUGUUGUCGUCGAGGAUAAAUAACUUAUUCUUCACAUCCACCCUUCAAGCGUCAAGAUAAAACUCCAACACCCGUGGAAAUUGCUACAUCUGUACAAAACGAUAACAUUCCUAUAUCGUAUCGCCCUUUCUCUGCUGAGAUUAUCUCUUAUCACUGAACACAGCAGAUGGAAGGAAUGUCUCAAUUAAGAAAUCGUAGCAUGAGCAAGAGGGCUAGCUUCUUUUAUGGAUAGCAGACGUUUAGCUCAUAAUAACCUAUUUUGUGAAUCCAUAUCAAUCAAUAGCUCCAGUGAACCAGUUUUAAACUCUUAGUAGUGUUGAGUCUAUAGUAUUUUUAUAAUGUUUUAUAAAUUAGCUACCUCUGUUUGUUUCUUUCGGGAUAGGAAAGCCUUUCCCUCCAGGGUAUAUAAACCAUCAUUGUGUCUAUAUAUAUAUUUUUUUUUUAUAUAUAUACAUAGCUCUAAAUGUAUUGGACUUUCACGCUGUUUGAACAUGUGUUUGUACCAGCGGCCGACAACUGGAGCAGCAGACAACGGCUUCAUUUCUGCGUACUGAACUCUUCCACCAUUAUCGCCUCAGUUUCAUUCCACAGCGCAGCCACUUUAUCGGAGCGGUUCCCCCAAACGGGGCUGAAGCAUGCGGGAGUCAGAUACAGUAUCUUCGGUAGAUAAAGACUCAGCCCCGGCUGAGGUUUGCUCCUCCGCCUUCGCAUCAGCUCUGUCCUUCAACGAGACAUUCAGCUGCAACUUCAGCCUCCUCAGACUUGUCGCGGAUCACGGACACCUGACAAGGCUUUUCGCUCACUCCGCCCCCACCUUCUCUUGAGCCUUUUUAGACAGCUGCUUUGAGAAAAAGGGAAGGUUGGGUGUGGACAAAAAGCAUUGUUUGUCACUGGUUUUUGGUGUUUCAAAAAUGUCUAGCGCUGAAAUCCCAGCAGCUGUGGGCGUCUCGUUUCUCCCCACAUGCAUGGGUGCAGGAGCUGCAGACUUGGCCUCCCAGUGAAAAAAAAAAGAAAAGAGAAAAAAAAAAGGUUUAUCUGAUGUAACAGAAAAGAAACCGCAACAAUGCGCGCUACUUUCUGCUCCCUCGAGAGGAGUUCAGCAACAAAGCACUUCGACUGAACUCUUCUGUCUAAUCCUGCUCUGCAGACUGUGCCUUUCUUUCCCUCAAAGACUAAACACAGAGGCAUUACCCCAAAGAUAGCUAGAAUUUCAGGUUGCUCAGUUAAAGGAGAAACCCCUGGAGCCUGGCAUGGAGACGUUUUGAUUUUCUCGUCUGCAUUGUUUUUGGAACAGAGGAGGAAAAAAAGCCUUAUCACAAAUGUAUGGAUCAGAUAAACAAUAGAAGCCUUAUUGAAACAAUAAGAGUAGUUUAGGUCCAAGCCACUGACGUAGGUUCCACUCCGCAUCAGCUCGUUGCGUAUGUUACAGGUGUCUCCUUGUCAGCAGAGCUCCAGCACACUGUACAUGUCUUUCAAAGUAAAAGUAAUAAAUGUAAAGAUUACUCUUGCGAUUGGCUAUGGGGUAAUGCAGGUGUUUAUAUGAUUUUUGUUUGGUUUUUUUUGUAUCUGCUUUUCUAUUAAGAAAAGAAAGAACUUGGCAAAACAGGUUUCCAGUUAGAUCUACUAACCAUCUCAGUGGAAUGUCGUUCUCUUUCUCAGACUAUUUAUUUCAAAUUAAAAGCCUUACCAGAAUAGGACAGUGUCAUCAAUCCUUGUAUUGUCGCCACUUGUCAGAUCGACUAAUAAAUGGUACAACUUUA